Eurypyga helias (sunbittern) is the source of this 2294-nucleotide messenger RNA. It is a transcript of the gene CLCN4, whose product is annotated as chloride channel, voltage-sensitive 4. Gene Ontology annotation, cellular component: Golgi apparatus; early endosome; membrane. NCBI's taxonomy places the organism in Eukaryota, Metazoa, Chordata, Aves, Eurypygiformes, Eurypygidae. The transcript is spliced from 11 exons. Gene Ontology annotation, molecular function: voltage-gated chloride channel activity. Bases 12 to 2294 code for a protein of 760 amino acids. The record is from RefSeq and is a predicted model, not a curated record. Gene Ontology annotation, biological process: chloride transport; transmembrane transport.
CAGACCCUAAUAUGGUCAAUGCAGGAGACAUGAAUGGUUCCGGCAACCUGAUGGAUUUUCUGGACGAGCCUUUCCCCGACGUUGGGACUUACGAAGAUUUCCACACCAUUGACUGGCUGCGGGAGAAAUCACGCGACACUGACCGCCAUAGAAAGAUUACAAGCAGAAGUAAGGAAUCCAUAUGGGAGUUCAUCAAGAGUCUGCUGGAUGCCUGGUCAGGAUGGGUUGUAAUGCUUCUCAUAGGACUACUGGCAGGCACGUUAGCCGGCGUGAUAGAUUUAGCUGUGGAUUGGAUGACAGACCUGAAGGAGGGUGUCUGCCUGUCUGCCUUCUGGUACAGCCACGAGCAGUGCUGCUGGACGUCUAAUGAAACCACGUUCGAUGACAGGGACAAAUGUCCGCAGUGGCAGAAAUGGUCUGAACUUCUCGUAAGCCAGUCUGAGGGUGCAAGUGCUUACAUUCUAAACUAUUUUCUAUACAUUAUGUGGGCUCUGUGUUUUGCUUUCCUGGCAGUCUCCCUGGUCAGAGUGUUUGCUCCCUAUGCCUGUGGCUCUGGAAUCCCAGAGAUAAAAACCAUCUUGAGUGGGUUCAUUAUUAGGGGCUACCUGGGAAAGUGGACACUUUUAAUCAAAACAGUCACCUUGGUUCUGGUGGUAUCUUCAGGCCUCAGCCUUGGGAAAGAGGGGCCGUUAGUCCACGUGGCCUGUUGCUGUGGAAACUUCUUCAGCAGCCUCUUCUCAAAGUACAGCAAGAACGAAGGAAAGAGGAGAGAGGUGCUCUCGGCUGCAGCCGCUGCAGGAGUUUCUGUUGCCUUUGGGGCUCCGAUUGGAGGUGUGCUUUUUAGUCUGGAAGAGGUCAGCUACUACUUUCCUCUGAAAACCCUCUGGAGGUCGUUUUUUGCUGCUCUCGUGGCUGCCUUCACACUGAGGUCCAUCAAUCCUUUUGGAAACAGCCGUCUGGUCCUGUUCUAUGUGGAGUACCACACGCCCUGGUACAUGGCCGAGCUCUUCCCCUUCAUCCUGCUUGGCGUCUUUGGAGGCCUCUGGGGGACCCUCUUUAUCCGAUGCAACAUCGCCUGGUGCAGGAGGCGAAAAACCACCAGACUUGGAAAAUACCCAGUCCUCGAGGUCAUAGUGAUAACAGCCAUCACAGCCAUCAUCGCCUACCCCAACCCCUACACCCGGAGGAGCACCAGCGAGCUGAUCUCCGAGCUCUUCAAUGACUGCGGUGCCCUGGAGUCCUCGCAGCUCUGCGACUAUAUCAAUGACCCAAACAUGACCCGGCCAGUGGAUGACAUUCCCGACAGACCUGCCGGCCCUGGAGUCUACACCGCCAUGUGGCAGCUGGCCUUGGCUUUGGUGUUUAAAAUCGUCAUCACGAUAUUCACUUUUGGCAUGAAGAUCCCUUCAGGUCUUUUCAUUCCCAGCAUGGCUGUUGGAGCCAUGGCUGGACGGAUGGUUGGGAUCGGAGUAGAGCAGCUGGCGUAUCACCAUCAUGACUGGAUCAUCUUCAGGAACUGGUGCAGACCUGGGGCAGACUGUGUCACGCCGGGACUUUAUGCUAUGGUGGGAGCAGCAGCUUGCUUGGGUGGCGUUACCCGAAUGACGGUCUCUCUGGUGGUGAUUAUGUUUGAGCUCACUGGAGGCCUGGAGUACAUCGUACCGCUUAUGGCUGCAGCUGUCACAAGCAAGUGGGUGGCAGACGCCUUUGGGAAAGAAGGGAUCUACGAAGCUCACAUUCAUCUGAACGGUUACCCGUUUCUGGAUGUGAAGGAUGAAUUCACCCACCGAACCCUGGCCACAGACGUCAUGAGACCAAGGCGCGGUGAAGCUCCUCUCUCUGUUCUGACGCAGGACAGCAUGACGGUGGAGGAUGUUGAGACACUAAUCAAGGAGACUGACUACAAUGGCUUUCCAGUAGUGGUUUCGAAAGACUCGGAAAGACUUAUUGGAUUUGCGCAGAGACGAGAGCUGAUUCUUGCAAUAAAGAACGCAAGACAGCGUCAGGAUGGGGUGGUGAGCAACUCCAUCGUGUACUUCACCGAAGACCCCCCAGAACUGCCACCCAACAGUCCCCAUCCACUGAAGUUGCGGCGUAUUCUCAACCUGAGCCCUUUCACUGUCACUGACCACACGCCAAUGGAAACCGUGGUGGAUAUUUUCCGGAAACUCGGACUCCGGCAGUGUCUUGUCACUCGCAGUGGGAGGCUGCUAGGUAUCAUAACUAAAAAGGACGUAUUAAGACAUAUGGCUCAAAUGGCAAACCAGGACCCUGAAUCUAUCAUGUUUAACUAG